Alligator mississippiensis (American alligator) is the source of this 1877-nucleotide messenger RNA. RefSeq names its product homeobox C10 (gene HOXC10). Gene Ontology annotation, molecular function: RNA polymerase II cis-regulatory region sequence-specific DNA binding; DNA-binding transcription factor activity, RNA polymerase II-specific. The record is from RefSeq and is a predicted model, not a curated record. The coding region runs from base 90 to 1142 and encodes 350 amino acids. Gene Ontology annotation, cellular component: nucleus. Gene Ontology annotation, biological process: regulation of transcription by RNA polymerase II. NCBI's taxonomy places the organism in Eukaryota, Metazoa, Chordata, Crocodylia, Alligatoridae. The transcript is spliced from 2 exons.
CGUGGAUAAUUAUGGUGCUGAUAUUUUUCCCUAAAAAAAAGAUGUCAGCCCCUGGCUGUAGUAUUCCUCUUUAAAAGCCCUCUCUGAAAAUGUCAUGCCCCAACAAUGUGACUUCUAACUCGUUUUUGAUGGACUCCUUGGCCGGUACCUGUAGAGGGGAGAAUUAUUCCUCUAACCAAGGGAUGUACAUGCAGCCUGGAAGCGAUUUCAGCUGUGGAGUGAUGAGGAACUGUGGACUUAUCCCGUCUCUUUCCAAAAGAGACGAGGUGAAUAACGCUAACCUGUCUCUCAACACCUAUCCAUCUUACCUUUCUCAGCUAGACACUUGGUGUGACCCCAAAAAUACUUACAGGAUCGAGCAACCUGUUGCGAGACAGCUCCCAUCCUGCUCCUUCCCCACCAAUGUCAAGGAAGAGAAUGUUUGCUGUAUGUAUAACGCUGAUAAAAGGGCAAAAAAUGCCACAGAGACAGCCCUCUACCCCAACCAAAUGCCUGACUCUUGCCUAAACGACCAUGAAGUACCCGUGCCCAGCUACUACCGAACAAGCCAAGGUUAUUCCUCCAUGGAGAAGACGUCAAACUGCAACAAUCCAAAUGAGUUUGAGGCAAGUUUUGAAUCCAGGGCGAGUCUGAAUCCAAGGAACGAGCAUCUGGAGCAACCUCCACCGCCUCCUCCACCGCCACCCGUGGCUAAAGUGAGUUUCCCCGAAAACACCAAAACAGAUAACCCUCAGAACACGGCCACCAACGAAAUUAAAACCGAAAAAAGUGCCCCCGCUCCCAAAAUCGGCCCCACGGAACCAGAGAAAGAGCUGAAUAAAAGCACUGACACCAGCACUGACAAUUCUGACAAUGAGACGAAAGAGGAUAUAAAGGCAGAAAACACUACAGGAAAUUGGCUGACAGCAAAGAGCGGAAGAAAGAAAAGGUGUCCUUAUACUAAACACCAGACGCUGGAAUUGGAGAAGGAAUUCUUAUUCAAUAUGUAUUUGACCCGUGAGCGCCGCCUGGAGAUUAGUAAGAGUAUUAACCUGACAGACAGACAAGUCAAAAUCUGGUUUCAGAACCGCAGGAUGAAACUCAAGAAAAUGAACAGAGAGAACCGAAUUCGCGAACUGACUUCCAAUUUUAAUUUCACCUGAGUGUGUUCAAUGCUAUUUAAGGGAGAAAGCUGGGAUGGGGUGGUGUGGUGGGGAGGGGGCACACAGAAGGAAACCUUUGCAGUUUUUUUUUUUCUUCUGGGUAUAAAUGCAAUGCGUAUGAAAAAAAAAAAGAGGAAAAAAAAAAAGAAAAAGAAAAAAAAGAGGAAAAAAAAUAAGGACCUCAAGUCAUUUGGGUAUUUACAGUUUGUAGAGCGAAGAUGCAGAGGCAUAAGCAUGAGAAUAUAUAUUGCAUCCAUGUUUCUAUGUAAAAUAAAAGAUUGAGAUGGUUGCUAAAAACCAGCUUAUAAAAAUGUUUUAAGUUAUUUACGUGCAGCACAAAAUGAUAAUAAUAAUAAUAAAAAGAAACCAGAAGGACCUUUCUCUAUGCAUUUUAUGUUUAGGAUAAUAGAUGAGUCUGAAAGUUUGCUUUUCCUAUUCUAGUGUAGUCUGCCUAUUGUACAAUAAAAUGACGAAAAGAUGAAUUUCAUAUAAGUGUCUGUAAAUUCAAGUGGGAACAUGCUCACAUCUUGUAGUUAUGCAGUUUCUUCCAAUGAAGUGAUACUAUCCACCGUAUAUUUAAGACAAAAAAAUUAAAAAAAAUAAAGCAGUAUUGGUAUCUUAUUAUGAAAAAAGUCCAUUUCUCGUGGCUGUGUUAUUUAAAUAUAUUCUGUAUGUGUUAUACUUGCAUGUACCUUCCUUUAUGGAGCAAAAUAAAUUUCAUAGAACCGUGUACAA